Messenger RNA from Pomacea canaliculata, 952 nucleotides. RefSeq lists its product as uncharacterized. The record is from RefSeq and is a predicted model, not a curated record. NCBI's taxonomy places the organism in Eukaryota, Metazoa, Mollusca, Gastropoda, Architaenioglossa, Ampullariidae. The transcript has a single exon. Gene Ontology annotation, molecular function: nucleic acid binding. Gene Ontology annotation, biological process: DNA integration. The coding region runs from base 1 to 684 and encodes 227 amino acids.
AUGACGUCACUGACAACUUCACCCCAGCUGUCGAAGGCUGUCGGUGAAGGGACCCAACACCAUUCCAGACGGCAUCUUAGAGCCCGAGGGCGGGGAGCCAGACUUUGCCACCCUGACAGUCGACGACUGGCGGAGGUUACAGCAGCAAGACCCCCACGUUUUUUCUGGCCGUUCAUGGCGGCUGAUCUCAAGCGGAAAAUUCAGAGCUGCGAACGGUGCGUUCGCAGUGGGACGCAUGCGCAGAAAGCGCCCAUGUCAACCAUCGUGGCAUCACACCCACUGGAACUGCUGACCAUAGAUUUUCUCACCAUUGAGGUCAAAGGGGAAAAGCAGAACAUACUGGUCAUCAUGGACCAUUUUACGAAGUUCGCACGGGCAAUACUGACGAAAGACCAAACAUCACGAACGACAGCCAGGGCUCUGUGGAAUGAGUUCUUCAUGACUUAUGGAUUCCCCGGCAGAAUUUUGUCUGAUCAAGGUCGGGAUUUUGAGUCAAAACUCAUCCAAGAACUGUGCAGCCUGGCCGGAAUCCAGAAAUGCAAGACCACGCCCUACCACCCCUGCGGAAACCCUGUGGAAACGUGGAAUAGAACACUGAUCGGUAUGCUGCGAACUUUAGAGACUGAACAGAAGAAGGACUGGCGGAAACACCUGAAGCCUGUGAUGCACGCCUACAACUCGUGAAUACACAGCAGGACGGGAUUCUCACCCUCCUACCUGUUCUACGGACGGCACCCAAGAAUGCCAGUCGACCUGGCAUUUGGCCUGGACAUAGGGAAGCGACAAGGGAAGAGCUGCAGGCAUGUAUGUGGUCCAACGAGAGGACGGCUCUGGACCAAAACGGACACUUCAUCGGAAUCUAUUACUCGCAGUGGGUGCACUAGGCUGGGCACCACCUCUGGCCCAGGAAGCAACCACCAGAAACAACAACCUCAGGCAACGUGCAGAUGAA